AUGUUAUCAUCCCUUGUGAAAGAGCAUCAAGCAAAACAAUCAGCCAAAAGAGUUACACAAGAACAGAAAAGAAAGGAAUGUAUAGCUGCAGCUAAUGAUCUGACACAGGCUUUGGUUGAUCAUUUAAAUGUGGGCGUGGCACAAGCAUACCUCAAUCAAAAAAAGCUUGAUGCAGAAGCCAAAUUAUUACACCAAGGAGCUAUUAAUUUUUCCAAACAAACACAACAGUGGUUAGCUUUGGUGGAAAACUUCAGUAGCGCCCUUAAAGAAAUUGGAGACGUUGAGAAUUGGGCAAGAAGUAUAGAAAAUGAUAUGAAAGUAAUUACAGAUACAUUGGAGCGAGCAUAUGAAACGACCAGAGAUCAAUCUAGCAAUAGUCAAUCUUAA
Molecule: messenger RNA, 387 nt
Organism: Leptosia nina
Lineage: Eukaryota; Metazoa; Arthropoda; Insecta; Lepidoptera; Pieridae
Source: the annotation of a GenBank genome assembly